This is a messenger RNA of Clonostachys rhizophaga, 1011 nucleotides long. The record is from the annotation of a GenBank genome assembly. Lineage: Eukaryota; Fungi; Ascomycota; Sordariomycetes; Hypocreales; Bionectriaceae.
AUGGCCCAGCAAUUCACCAUUUUCUCGCAGCUACCGGCAGAACUGCAAACCCACAUAUGGUACUGGGCGAUUCCUGUGUUUGACAACCGCCAGAUACGCAUGGCAGUCCACUACAAAGCCUCAGUGACCAGGCACAGCUGCUACGCCGAGACAAGACGGUUCUGCGGCCAUCACGGCACGUGCGAAAGGUCAAUCGAAGACACCCCGUGGCAACCAGCCGUCUGCAUGAUAGACGGCUACUUCGCCCUCUCGCCAGACUUCCCCGGGAUGAACAUGGCUUUCCGGGCGCUGCUGCUCAACCUCCAGCUGGCCUGCCGCGAAGCCUGCAAGCUAGUCCGCAAGCAAUAUUCCGUCGCCAUGAAAGUGUACGAGGAGAAAUGGCACCCGGGUGUUCGUUUUCGUACUCUGCGUUGCGACCCCGCAAAUGACGUCCUCAUCGUCAUGAAUGCACAUUCCGAGCUCGACACUCACGUCCCGCCCGGCCAGGAGCAGCACGCCCCUUCCAAUAUCUCGACCCUCACAACCCAAGAAAGAAGAUUUCCGCAGGAUCGCCAGCAAUUCGACAACUUUCGCCGAGUGCUCUCGUCCUUCAAGAACGCUGCGUUUCGGCAUGUAGACGAAGUUCUGCUCAGGACCUUGUCUUUCGAUCCUCCACCACCCGGACGAUCCCUAUCCCCGGUUCCAGGCAACGAUCUUGAGAUCCUUUCGCUCUACAUGGAGUCGAGGGAGAACUUCUACCUGUGGAUGGACCCGGAUUCGUUUCCAGAAAUUCAGAUCAGCGGCCGGAAGAGAAUAGAAGAUCUUGCCAUGUUUCGCGAUCGGCAGUCUGGAAAUUCCGUGGUCAUGUAUCACGACGCCAUGGCUGUGUUGAAUUCUUACAGGGCGGGUGCGGAAGCCGCGAGACGCCACUAUAUUGCAACCGCUGAUCACUGGACACCAAAGCCACGGGAUAUCGAAAGGGUCGGAUGCUACAUUCCAGCCUCGUGGGUUGGAUUGAUUACUUUCGAAUAG